UGUUUGGAUGUUUGGAUGGUGGUAGCGGUGCAGGUCAUCACCAUUAUUGCAUGGGGUUGAUGUCCAAGUGGAGGAAGCGAGGAUUUGCAAAAUAAUAGCGUUCACAGGGCGUCGAACUUUAGAUCGGAGAGAGCGACAAAUCAGGUGGCAUCAUGAGCAAAGUGCAGGGUGGGAUGAAAUGCGUAAAAUAUCUGCUUUUCGUUUUCAACUUCAUCUUUUGGCUGUCAGGCUUGCUGGUGCUGGCUGUGGGACUUUGGCUCAGGUUUGACCCAGAAACAGUGGAGCUCCUGACAGGUGAUGGCGCCCCUGACACCUUCUUUAUAGCUGUGUACAUCCUUCUUGGUGCAGGAGGGCUGAUGAUGAUUGUUGGAUUCUUCGGUUGUUUCGGGGCCGUACGUGAGUCUCAGUGUCUCCUUGCAUCGUUCUUCGCUUGCCUUCUGAUAAUCUUCGGUGCAGAGAUUGCCGCUGGUGUGUUUGGAUUCAUAAACAAGGAGCAGAUUGUUGAGGAAGUCCAAAAGUUUUACAGUAGCACCAUCACCAAUUUGAACGGCACUGAAAUAGCAAUGAUUUACCACAAAACUUUGAACUGUUGUGGAGGUUCCACAUCAGAAUUCUCCAGUGAGUUGUGCUCAGAAAUGCCUCAUGACACCCAGGACUGCCUGUCUGCAAUAUCAGACUUCUUCAAUGAAAAGCUGCAUAUCAUUGGAUACAUUGGGAUUGGUGUUGCAGGUGUAAUGAUCCUAGGAAUGAUCUUCAGUAUGGUGCUGUGUUGUGCCAUUAGAAACAGCAGGGAGGUUAUAUAAAUGGUGAGUUGACCACCCACCCCGUCCACCACCCCCCACCAGCCAGACCACUACAAGCUCACUGAACCCUUCAUCCCGACCCCUCUGCAUAGGAAGGGCAACACCAAAGUUACAUUUCAAUGCCAUUUCUCAUAGUCCAAACUGAUCUGGUGGGGGGAGGUUUACCGGAUAUCACAAAUAAAGAGAGUACAAUACAUCCACGGGCCACAUUCAACACGAUACGCUGGAUCGUUACCAUCACACCUUCUCCUCAACUCCACCAGCACUGAAACACUGAUUCGUUUCUCUGGGUUUUUCCAUAACACACGCUCUGCUUUUUGGCACGACUCUGUGACAUUCCUUGGUUAUAACAUCCUUUUGUUACACUGCCGGCGUUGCUGCACUGUAGCAACAAACACGGUACACGAAGCCUUCUUUGACACAGGAAUGUUGUGACUGAGGAGUAUUUGCUGUAAAUACGGACACCUGUUUUAUGCACCUGCCGUUAACAUUAUUUAUUCUGUGCCCUUUGUAGCCUUUUGUAAUUUAAAGGCCUAAUGCCAAUCAUACUUUGUGUGCUUAAAUGUUUUGAGGACUAGCCCACCUUUGCAGUUUAAAUCUCCAUUGUGUGCCUAUUUAGUUACACACACAAGUUACCGUACUAUUUACCUAUUCCUUGUGAUCUUUAAAGAUGUAUAUAAAGACUGUGCUUGCUCCCUGCCACCACUCUAAAGUAUUGCUACUGUAAAGCACAAUAGAGGAAGUGUAGACAUGGUAUCAACCCAAAGGGUUAGGAAGGUCUGAUGAUAAACUGACACUGUAAAUUUUCAAAUUCUUGUAAAAUUAGUAAUACCACAUCCUGAGCUCUUCUAGAGCAUGUGUGACCUGUAACAGUGAGCUAGUUUGCAUUUUGUGUGAAUUAUUGUGGAUGCCAAUCUUGUUGGUGUACCAAUAAGAUGUGAACUAUAGAAUAAUAUAGCUUAUGUCAUACUGUUAAACAUAAUAACAAUAAAAAAAAUACUGGGUGCUUUUAUUGA
Molecule: messenger RNA, 1819 nt
Organism: Lates calcarifer (barramundi perch)
Lineage: Eukaryota; Metazoa; Chordata; Actinopteri; Centropomidae
Gene: tspan2a
Product: tetraspanin 2a
Exons: 8
Coding region: 153-803 (216 amino acids)
Cellular component (GO): membrane
Source: RefSeq, a predicted model, not a curated record